Misgurnus anguillicaudatus (oriental weatherfish) is the source of this 1182-nucleotide messenger RNA. Its product is annotated as protein TAMALIN. The record is from RefSeq and is a predicted model, not a curated record. Lineage: Eukaryota; Metazoa; Chordata; Actinopteri; Cypriniformes; Cobitidae. Gene Ontology annotation, molecular function: protein binding.
AUGUAAAAUAUUCGAGGAUACCUCGAAAUUUCACCAUUGACCAAUCAGAAUCAGGUAUUCCACAGAUGUAACAUUUUAUUUCAUUGUAUAUAUUUUGUCAUGGCUUAGGUUUUUGCUUUUAAUGCUUGUUACUUUUAAUGUAAGCCUGUAGUUAUGCUGACAGGCACAGGCAUUACAGUAAAUACAAAGAGAAGCCCCAGGGACUUCACUGUGGUCACGUGACAUCCGUUCAUGAACGCGUGUAAAAGACGGAGGAGAAAAACUUUGAGCAGCAGAGAUGUCAGCACACACUGUAAAGAUGACAGCGACAGUACAAUUCAUCAGAAAACUGUUAGGAAAGAGCAGCUGCGCAACAAACAACCUGUUGAACACUGGACACAAAACACAGAAGGGCACGAGCGAUUUAAAAAUAUCUAAGAACAUAGAUGAACAAAACAAAGAAGAACACAAACAGAACGGAUUGCAUUCUCAAGACAAGACAGCAGAGCAUUGCAUACGGAAAAGCUUCAUUUUAAGAAGAGAAGAAAACGAAACUUUUGGGUUUGACAUCCAGACAAGCAGUGGUGAGACACCCGUAAGCACUGAUCAAGAUCUGAGCUCAUGUGUAUGCUGGGUGAAAGAGAACAGUCCUGCAAUGACUGCUGGAUUAACAACAGGUGAUGUCAUAAUCACAGUCAACGGCGUAUACGUUACAGGAUUCACACAUCAGCAGGUCAAGGAUAUUAUGCAAAAGUCCACCAUGUUGAAGAUGGACAUUAUCAGAGAUGCUACAGUAAAACAGAGGCAACUGCUUUGCAAACUGUAUCUCCUGCAGCGAGAGCUUACAGAGAAAUGCGAAGAGCUUCAGACGGUUAUCACACAGGAUGUGCGUCUAAGACGAGGUCUCAUGGAAAACAUUGAGAGGCCCUUUCACCUUCAGACAUGAUCUUCUGCUACCCACUGUUGACUGUAUGAAAAAAUUAAGGGAUAACUAGCACACCCAUCCUGGAGAAACCUAUGUGUGCCCACUAGCCAGAGAUAUUAUGCAAUUUUGCCAAACGAAUCACAAAAAUGUAUUUGCCGGGUGGUCUAUGCACAAAAAGACCCCUAUACGGAACAAACUAAAUGUGUGUUUUAAAUUGUAUUAUUUUAUUUAUUUAUAUUAUACUAGACUGUAUUAAAGCUUCUUGCGCAUGUACUGUA